AUGUCAUUUAGUGAUAAACAGUUAGAAAAUUGUCGUCAAAAAAUAGUUUAUGCAUCAAACACUCUAACAAGAAAAAAGAAAUGCAAACAACUAGUAACAAAUACAGAAGGCAAGUCUCCGAUCAUUUCAGAAAAAUCACAAAUUACAGAAGAAACUGGAUCAUGUGAACAAAAUGAUGGUGAUGAUGAUGAUGGUAAUGAGCAUAAGAAGGAUUUCUCUUCACAAAUUCAAUUGGAAAAGUACUCACUGACUGAAAAAAGAGUCAAUGAAAAUAUUUCUAAUGGCUACUUAGUUCAUGUAUCCGACAAAAAUAAAAACCGUCUCAAUGAUAAUAAUAAUAAUAACAAUAACCACUCGAAUGAAAUACGCUACACUGUGUUAAAGCGAAAUUCACAAACUCUUAAAAGUUUUAGCUCACUCUCAUGUCCAAUACAUCAGUUAAUGACUUCAAGUUCUCUAACUGCUAAAGAUAUUCAGUCAAUAAUGCCAACUAUGAAUGAGUUAAUUCAAGCAGACAUCUUAUGCUCACCAUCAAAUCGUAAACUACUCGAUAGGCUAAAUAUUAUACACAAAAGCAUGCAAGAAGUGAUGCAAUCAGACAGUCAGGCAUGUAUAUUACUUUUAAGUAUAAACGAUCGUCAAAAUAUUUAUGAAGGCUUAAUCACUACUGGUCUAGCCGACAGAAACAAACUUCAACCUCCUAAGAAGCCUCCAUUAUCAAGCUUAGAAUUAACUGAAGUGUUGAAAAUUCUUCAGAAUACAAGGCAAAGGUUAUUACUGUCAAUUCAGAACACAGAACAAUCUGAUAGUAAUAAUGAUAACAGUGAUAGUAAUACAAAUAGUAGUAAAACUAAACUUGCAGAAUUUGAUCAAAUCAAGGCUACAUUAUUAGAAGUUACAAAAUUGAUUAAAUCUAAUGAUAAACUGUCACUUCUCAAAGAUACACAGUAUAUGUCUGACAGUAUUGAAGAAGUGAUUAAUUCCCUAGAAAAUCUUAAUACUGUAGACAUCUCAUUUGAAAAAGACUCUGAGUUAAGUUCAGAGAUAAUUGAACACCUAGAUGAUGUAAUUAAUUUAAACCAGAAACUCAUAGUCACUCAAGGCCUAGAGGCUAUCAAAGAGAAUAUAUUAAAACAAACUAAUCAAAGGAAUAACCAAUGUAUUUUACAGAGACAAUCUGCUAUUGAUAUUGUUGCAGCUUUAAAACUAAUUGAAGAUGAGUUAUACACUUCUAGUAUUACUUCAAACACUACCAAAGAUAAUAAGAACAUUCAACAAGCAUGCAAUGCUGACCACUUGAAAUAUAUUUAUAAAUCUAUUGCAAAACAGUUAACUUUAGAUGAUAAAGAUUCUUCAGAAAAUAAUACAAUUUUCUGCCUAUCAUCUGAUAUGAAUUUACUUGAAGAUGCCUUUACAAAAUACUGUAAUAAAUCGAAUUCACACAUUAAAGCCUCACCGAAAGAUGAGUCUACCAUAAAUGUAAAUAACACAUCUACUAAUUAUAUAACUUAUGAUAAUACAAUGAGUAGAUUUCAAGAUAUUCUAAGUCCAAUAAGUGAACACUGUACACCAGAAACAAGUGCAUAUGAAACAGAUACACUGUCCAAUGAAUCAGUUGUCAAGACAAAAAUUUCUAAAAUCAAAAAAUUACUAUCACCUAAAUAUCAUCAAAGAAAUGAAACUAAUGCAUAUCAUUCAGAUGAUGAAACUCAGGUGUUGUCAAUUUGCUCAAAAGUACAACCUGAAAAUACAUCACAGACUGUUUCAAUAGUUUCUGCUGUCGGAGUCGAUUAUCCAGAUUUAUCAACCUUCAUUGAUGAUACAUUAGGUGAACAUAAUAAAGAAACCCACAGUGUUAAUUCUGAUAAUUCUUCAAAUACCUCUUAUAAUUUAAUAUCAGACCAGUAUAGGGCAGAGGGUACUUUUCUUAUUGACUCAUCUAUUAUAGCGCCUAUUGUAAGCUUUUUAAAAUCAAAAAUACUCGAUAAUCAAAGUAAUAUAUUCAGUGAAAGUGACCACCAACAGAAGUCAGAGUACACAAUGAAUGAUGUGAAAAAAAUCAGUAAUUAUCUAACCAACUGUUUAUAUGAAAAUCCUGGACAACCUGUUCCACUUACCGGUACAAAUUAUAACCUUUUAAGUAAGUUAUUGACAGCAGAUCAGUCAACUUAUACUAAUAUGCUAAAACUUCAGUUGGAUUCGUGUAUAGAUGUAGAAAAUCCAAGUCAUACACGUAUGGCUACUGAAGAAACAGAAGCAGAAGAAGACGAAGAAAACGGACCAGUAGUCAAUGAAGACUUGACAUUUCUAAUUAAUACAUUACAAGAUAAUGAAAAUGUUGUCUUUAACAAGCCAUUUAUUGAACAGCUGUGCUCAGUUGUUUCAAAUUACUCCUUAUCUAUUCUACCUGACAAAUAUCCAUCUUUGCUAGCUGUGAUUAACAGCUCCGAUGACAUAGAAUGCCUUUCAAAUAAUUCAGAACAAUUCAAACAGGAAUUAAGUAGUGAAUUGAAACAACUUCUAGAAGUACUUCAUAUUGAAUUACAAUCAGAAAAUAUGAUUAAUAGGGAUGGAUCAAUGAAAGAAAUAGUAGGAUAUUCUUCUCCCAGACUGCCGAAUGAUUGCAUUCGUUCAGCAAGACCAAUCAACUUCAUCCAAACUGUCAUCUCUUUAUACAUUCUAGACUUAUUUUGUCUUUUGCCAAAUGAAAUGGAUCAAGUGAUUUAUUUAAUAAAUAUACAUAAAAAUUUUCAAUCAUUAGUUGAUUAUUCUGAAUUGCCAUCUAUUCACUGUUCACCAGUGUGUACAAAGCUGAAAUCACUAUUUAAUUUGUUCAGUUCACAUAAUACCACUCCUGACAGUGAGAUAUACCGAGCAAUUAACAAAAUGCUACCAUCAAUCAAGGUAUGCGUACAAACAACUAAACACAGUGAUAUUUUUCAAAAACACAUUGAAGAUAUUUUAAAUCGAACUAAAGAUAAGCUGACAAGUAAACAGUAUUAUUUUGUAAACGGUGAAACUGAUGAUAUCGUAUGUGGAAUUCUAAUAGCUUUAAAUGUAGCACUUGUAAAGGGUACCAAAAAUUUAAAUCCACAUGAAAUUGCCAAGACUUUGAGUGAAUUCUGUGAUUUUUAUCACUCUUUAGUGAACUCAAAGUGUAUUAAAUUGUUUGACAAUAUUUCUCAACCAUUAUCAUCUCUCAUUUCAAGCAUUUCGCACACUGAACCAGUUGUGGAAGGUAAAAAUGACCAUCACUAUCUAAACUUGACAGAUAUAAAUUCUUCUAUCCUCCAAGUUGUAUCUGAAUGUCUCACAGAAUUAUCAGAAUAUAAAACUAUGAAGUUUAUGCAACCGCUUAUUUUACUUAGUCUCUUAUUAUCUCAAAGACGUUUGUAUUAUGAAUUUACAGAUUUCAGUUCAGCAGAAGCAAAUAUUUUACUGAGUAUCCUUUUAUUGCUUCGUUCAAAUUUUCAAAUAAAUCUACAAAAUUCACUAACAAUGAUUAUGAAGAAUUUAAUGAACUCAUUACAAAAUGCAAAUACAUCAAUUCCAUUGCAUAGAGAUGAUUACAUUUCACAGAGACUAUAUUCAAGUAUUUCUCCACUAAGAAGUGUUGCAUUAAUUCAUGAAAAUUUUGAUGUACAACAAGGGAACUCGAUAGUUCCAUACAAAACUAAAAAGUAUUCAUCUAACAAGUUAGAAGUUUGUACAGUUUCAUUUGAUGAAGUAAAUUGUGAGAAGGAGUUUCCAGUAUACAUCAGUGAACAAAAAUCUAAUAGUCAUAAUUUAUUCUUACAUGCUUUAACACUACGCGAAAUUCUUAAUCAACCAAAAACAGAAACUGUGACAAAUGGAUUAGAGAUAAAACCACAAUACUGUAGGUUACUUAAAAGCUGUUUAUCAGAAAUGAUGUCGUCAUCAUCAACGGUGCUACCUCAAGGAAUUUUGAAAUCAACACAUCAAAUCAUGCGAGAUAUACAUUUAGCCGAAGUUAAUAAUCAUAGUUAUCAUAUGAAUGAAGAAACUUUGAAUAAAUUAGUCGUGUAUUCUAAUAAUGUAGUCAGUCAUGCAAAAGAAUACCGUAUGAACGACAUAAAUCAAACUAUCGGUAAUCUACCUGAUAAUAAUCAGGUAGAAGGCACCAUUGACACUGUUGAUUCUAUAAAAACUUCUAUCCAAUCAAAUCUAAUUGUUCGUAUAAUUGAUCAGGAAUUGAAGCCGACAACUUGGUUUACUAUUUCACAUAUUAAUAAACAAGUUUUAGAAUGCAAAACAACCAUAGAUGAGGUUAAAUUAUCAAAAGACGACUCAAAAAUUGUACAGAACAUUUUACAAAUGCCUCAACCAUCUUCUUCCUCUUCUUCUUCCACUGCUGAUGUAUGCGAUCAAGUGAUUCUGUUAGCACAGUUAAAUCAAUUGAAGACAAAUCUGAAAGGUGUUGUCAAUCAAAAUGAAGACUGUAUACUGAGUACGAAUAAUGCAGAAAAUCUAUUCUGUAUUCUAGAAAUGAUUAAAAAUCAAACAGAAAUUAUGGAAAGCUUAGAAGAAGAAGAGAAAGAUUUUAUAAAUUCAGUUAAAUUGGAUAUUAUUCCCAACUGUAUUAUACAUUCUACUCCGCUUAUAAUGAAUUCAAAGUCUAUGGUAAAAAUUCAACAAGUAAUUGAUAAAAUAUCCAGUGCUGAAUUAAACACAAUACAGACAAGUAUUUCGGAAUGUCUCAAAGAUAAACAGUGUACGAAUCAUGAUGGUAAUAAUAAUAAAGAUCAGCUUGCAGGUGAUUUAAUUCUUGGUCAGUUAGCAGUUCUGUCAUAUUCAAAAGAGUUGAAAAUAUCCCCUAAAGAUUUUGAUUCUCUACGUGACUACUGUGUUCUCUUUCAACAGGGUAAUAAUGAGAAUGAACAGUCUACACAAACUAUUAUUCCUAUGAAUUUCUUAUCUAACCUUAGUAAUAAUAAUAACAAUAAUGCUAACCUCAGCGAUACCUAUCCAAAACCUCUUCGUAAGGAUAUACUUUGUAUAAAAUUGAAAAGAAUUCAAGAAUUUUUCAAUAGAAUUAAAAUUAACGAUGAAAUUGCUAAUCCAAUAUCAGCAUACAGACUGUUAGUUAAUACUAUGGAACUGGAGUAUUUAGCUAGAUCACAUUCAUUGGAAAUAAAUACAAUACCAGAAUGCUUAAAAUGUUCACUAAUCAGUAUGUUAACAACUCGGGAAAAGUUAUUUCCGUACAAGUUAAAUGAAGAAGAAAGUAUACACUUGAAAUGUCUUCAAAAACAACUCAACUAUAUCAUAAAUGAAAUGGUAGACACAGGGAAAGUAAUUCAUCCAGCUGAAUUACCAUAUCAUGAUUAUACCUGUUUAGAAAAGGAAGAAAAUAUAUGCGAGACUUCAACUCCAAUAGCUAAAUACGACUAUAACAAAGAACAACUGAUCAACGCGCCAUCUUUAUCACCAUCACAAUUGAAUAUUUUGAAAACUUGUGAAACAGCACAAUGUUCAAGUGUUGAAAAUCCACUAGUCAACACUACAACAGAAUUUAUCAACACUAGUGAAGAGUGUAAAGAAAUGAAUGUAGCCAUUGAAAAAUUUGUUAAUCUAUCCGACAGCUUUCGUGUUUUCCGCACCCUUACUUCUAAAUCCUCUGACGAUGCCAUAGUAGAAUCUAAUCAAAUUAAUAAUCUUGCUACUUUUAUCAGUGAAGUACGCUUAGAUGAAGAGUUGGUGAACAAUUUGACUCCUGAUGAAAUACAAGAAAUGGAUGAUGUAUAUUAUAAGCUUUUAGAAUACAAAGUGGAAAAUAAAGCCUACAGCCUAUCAGAUGUGUUUAACCCAUCUAACCUAAUUCAACAGAAUGCUUUACACAAAAUCACAUCACAUAUUUCAGCACUGGAAACAAAAGCCCAACAAUUAUUAAAUGCUAAAGUUGAAAAGGUUAACCAUCUAAUAUCUGUAAUGUCAAAUUCACAGAAUGAAGCAGAAAACUGUGGUCAGGGAAAAGUCAAAGAUGAGCUUUAUUCAUCACCUGAAAUACUUGAACAAGAUAUUGAUAUUGAAACAGCAAUUUUGUUAAAAUCAACAAUACAGUCAUAUUUGGAGUUGAAACAGCUGCCUACCAUACAAACUAUUCCAUUAGUUUCAUUGAUAGAAAAUAUCAGCUCACAGGUAGAAAUGUUGCAUACUGAGCAGUGUCCCACGCAACGUCCACUGAUCAAGUUAUCUUCUAGUGAUCUGAAUCAAUUAUCUACAGUUUUCGAGGCCUCUAAGCAUCAAAAAUUACCAGAAACCAUGGUUUUAUGUACAAAAGUAUUGAAUUUUAAAAUUCUUUUUGAUAUUAUUUCAUAUGAUAUUCCUAUAUGUGAGAUAGAAUCUCGUUUUGUCUAUUGUGCCUUCAGGGAUUUAUUGUCUUCAUCAGGUUUUCAAAAUCAAGUGAAUCAGGUUAUGCCUAAUGAAUUACUUAAUAAUUUAGAACAACGUUUAAGGAAUUAUUGUCAUUUAACCAAAAUUCAACAGCAACAACAACCAUUUGUUUUUUCCACUGCUGAAAUUCAUUCGUGUAAAUCCCUACUUUCAUACUAUGAAUCUGAAAUAAAAUUGGAAAUUUUACAAAAACUCACUCAUAUUUCAAAAUUACUGAUGAUUAAUCAGUCAGGUGAACAGCUUACUCAAAACUCAGAAAUAACUGCCUGUAAAGAUAUCUACUAUCUAGUUUUGAUGUGUUUACCAAACUUAUCACUGAAUUGUGUCAAGUAUCUACGAUCUAUGAUUGACUUAUUAGUGACACAUAGUUUUAUUCACAAUGCCAAAAAUUAUGCAUAUUGUUUAAAAAAUCUCUUUUCAUCUUAUAACAUUCUAAUCAUGUUUAAAGGUGCUAAUUCACUACAGGAAUUACUUGAGAUCAAUGCGCCUAUGUCAGUCAGUGAAGAACCAUCGUCAUCAUCGACAACAUCUUUUUCAUACUUAAAUACACACUACAUACUCUUCUUUACUAAUCUUUUGGAGAAUUUUAUAGAUAUAAAGAAACUAGAGCAAAGUUUAUCAACCAGUGACAUUCUACUUUUAGUGUAUCUUUUACAAAUACUUCAGUCUGCAAUAAUUCAUGAGAAGAAAUUAAAAGCUCAUUUAAAACAUUUAAUUACUAGACUAUUGUUUAAUUUCAUUACAAAUCAAAGUACUUUUAUCGACGAAUACAACAAACACCUAAUUGAUGAUUUAUGUAAACAUGUAAAAUGGAUAUCAGGCAUACAAAGAGUUAAACUGUUCACUGAAGGCCUUAAUUCAUUACAUACAAUUACAGCUGAUAAUAAUGAUUUUAAUACAAAAAAUCAUUGUCAACAGGUGUCAAGAUGUCUUCAAUUAAUUUUAUUUAAUCCAUUGCAAGGAUUUAUCAAUCCUUUAAAAGCUAAACAAAUAGCUUGUAUUAUGGAUAAUUUCAAUCAAUCAACGUGUAAUCCACUCAGAUACCCGUUCAUUUUUCAACUGAUUGAACAAACUUUAAGUAAUCUUUGUAAUGAUGAAAAUUUACAAUCAACUAACAGUCCAUCUACAUAUAUUCCAUAUAUUUUCCAAUGUAUACUAAUGAUGGAAAGUUAUUUCAAUAAAAAGUUGAAUGAACCGUCUUCAUUUCAAAUGAUAAACAGAGAAGAUGCUGCAGUUAUGUGUGUAUCACUUGCCUAUCUUGUAAAUAGAAAUAUUGAAGUAAUAAAUAAUCUUAUUGAUAAUGAUACAGAAGACAGUGCUUUCAACAUAUCCGCUUCUAAUUCAUGGAUAAAAUUAUUACUCUUAAGAAUGUGGUAUACAUUUGUAGCCUGUAGUCAGUCACAUCAACACUACCAGCAUGCAUAUCGCCAUUCACCUUAUGCCUUAGAAUUAUUAAAAUUAGAACAAAAUGAAAUAAAAUCGUUGACUGACUACUGGAAACCUCGUCUAGAAUUGUAUUCACAAAUAAAACGUACAGUUAGUAUACGUGAGCUUUCAAUAAGUACAGAGUGUGAUUUAACCGCUGAAAUGACAAAUCAACAAUUACGCAAUGCAAUCUGCUUAUCCUUAUUAAAUAAACAAAUGAAUGGACCAAGAAAUGCAUGGAUAUGUAUAAACUUUUUAAAAGAAUUACAAAGCGAAUGUGAACAAGAGUUCAUCAGUAUUUCGAAUUUUGAAAAGGAAGCCUUACGUUUAGCCCUGUGCUCUGCUAAUAUUAAACCGAGUGAAACAAUGGCAAACACUGAUAUUAUUGCCUCAGUUGUGUGUUUAAAUUCUCUUUUAUCUAGAAUGUCAUUCACAACAAUAUCAUCGUCAACAUCUUUCGAACUUCCUGAAUUAUUUCUUAUUCAACCAACUGAUGCAGCUCCAUUCGCUUCAAGUAUACAAAAUAUUCUUCACUAUAUAUAUCCAGAUGUUCAUAAACCAUACUCUUUUUAUUUACUAAACGAAAUUGAAUGUCAUCUAUGGAUAUCAUCUGCAAAUAUGGAGAAAUUAUGGAUUUCGAAGUUCGAAUUUCGUCUAAUAAAUGAAUUAAAACAAAAAGCCUCAGAGUAUCUAAUGAAAAGUAUUCGACAUGAAUUAAUCGAUAUAUUAAAUGAAUGCGAUGAACGAAAUCUAAUUAAACCAAAUCUAACAUGUAUCUCUAUUGAAACGGCAAAACGAAAAAAUCUUGCACAGUUGCUAAGAACUUUUAUGCUAUUAAAUCAUUAUCCCUUAAGCCAAACUAUAAAUAUACUCCAUCACCUUCAACUUCUUCAUGAUAUGUCUAAUCCAUAUAUUUCUGUACAAACUAUUUCUUAUUUGAGAAGUUUAAUUAGUUCUAGUAUGCCUAAUGAAAACCCUCUAUUACAAUAUAAUCAGUAUGAUUCCUUACUAGAUAACACAACAUUCAGGACAACUUGUACAUCACACACAUUAGACAGUUGUUUAAUUAACUGCCUUUUUGCAAAAGAUCAGUUUCGUGAAAAUCUUUCACAAGAUAUUAUAACAAUUAUACAAACAUCAUUAGUUUACAGUUGUACUUGUGAAGAAAUAAUCAAUUCAUGGAGUAUGCUACCAAAGCAUAGUUAUCAGCGAUUGAAUUCAUGCAUCUAUGAAUUGUUUCGCUUAAAUCUCAAUAUGUUUGCAAACCAUUUGUUGAAAGUUAUUACAAAUGAUGACGAAUUUUCAGAGACUAAUGUUAAUAUUAGUAGAUCAAUUCCACUGAUAUUGUGUUUUUUAAAAUAUGUAUUAUUAGAAGAUACUGAUGAAAAACACGACAAAUGUAUUGAGUUACAGAAAAGUGUUAUUAAGAAUAAUAUUUCUGUAAAAUUAACCUCUUCAGAAAAUAUUUAUACAUUAAAUGAAAGAUUGAAACAACUACUUGAUGCACCGUUAAGUCAAUUAAGUGUAUUUGAUUUAAUACAAAUGAUUAUAGAUUCAGAACAAUUUCAGCACAAGCUGAUGUUCUCGAAAUUAUUUCAUGAAGAUUUAGAAUAUAUACCACAUUUACAAUAUUAUCUAUGCAAUAAAUUAAUCAGUGAACUUUGUAAGUAUUCAAGACUGUCGGAUAAAGAGUAUACGCCUCAGGUACAACAACAGCGACAACAAUUAAGUAUAACAUAUGAAGAGACCGCUAAAAAAUUGAGAGAAAAUAUAAACAAAAUUUAUAUGAACUUAUCAAUAGAUGGUGGUAGUAAUAGUAGUAGUAAUGGUAAUAAAACACAAAUGUGUCCACUAAGAAUUGAUCGUAUGAAGUCUGCCUGUCAGUAUGUUCAUGAUGAUGAUGCUGAUGAUGUUGCUGUUGAAAUCAAAUCUGAUACACCAUCAGAUACUUUGAUUAAUUUUACAAGUUGUGAAACUGUUCUAUAUCCAGUUGAAGAUGUAAGACCUGAAAUAAAUCGAUUAAAUCAUUUACUAGCUAUUAACACAUUACAACCGGAUGAAAUGUCUGCAAUUCUAUCGUCUAUAGUUGUUCUUCGUGAUGCAUCAAUGCGUUUACCAUCAAGCUUAAAAGAUUAUACACAUUUUUCAACGAAAGAAGAAGAUGCCUUGAAAAAAUUACAAAGUUUAAUUGAUAAAAAAAUGAUUCUUAAAUUGGAUAAACAAUUGAAAACCACGCUGUGGAUGUUAAGUCAACGUUUGGGACUUUUAGCUAUACAAGCCAAUAAAGAUUUGCUACGUACUGGUUUAGAAAUAUGGUUAACUGCCUCAUUGGAAAAUGAAUUCAUCUUUAGUAAACAGCAAAUUCAACAGAUUUACUAUGCUUUAUGUUUAGCAGAUAAUAUAAAUAAUGAAGAUUAUUCACUACAAACAGAUUUUUCUAAUACUUUCGAUUUAGUCCAGAAAGUUAUUGUACAAUUGAAUUCAAUUGUCAAUGCUAAAGUUGGCGCUGAAAUUGAAGGUCCACAUAGUCUAGGUCCAAUAGUAACUUUAUUUUUAGAACAUGCACAACAACUAUUGGAACAAGUAACAUUUUCUGAAUUCUUAUCAAAUGCUCAUAUGAUAUCAACUAAUGGAAUACCAAGCAGUUUAUUUGUCAAACAAAAAACUACAGCUGAAAAUUUAUGGAAAAUGAUAACUUGUCAGUCACCUGAAUUUGUUGAAGACACGUUGAAGUAUUCUACUCAAUCUCAAAAAUCUCAUUCUCCAGAAUCCGAAUGUCAUAAUGAACAACCUUCAGUACAAACAAACAAGAAACGAUGUCGAACACUACAAAAACACCCUGAAGUUGACGAGUAUGAUCCACAUCAAAUUAGACAGUCGUACUCUCGAAGUCUAAGUUACGGCAAAAGUGAAAAUUUCCAGCUGAAUAGUCCAGCUUCGUGUGAUGGUUCACUGUCUUUAUUAGCUCUAUAUAACGAUGAAAAAAGACGUCUGGCUGACUGGGAAGAAACGACUGAAACACGUUUAAGAAAAGCAUGUGAAAGAGUAGAAAAGCUAUUAGAAACACUUCCUGAAAAAACACAUCCUCAACAAGAAAAUGAUCAUAUAAUUACACAACUCCGUGGAGAAGUAGUACAACUAAAAGGACAACUGAACUCAGUGAUUAACCAAAAAACAUUUAGAGAAGAUUCAUGGUACACACAACAGAAUAAAAAUAAUUCAUCUCAUGUUUAUAAAGAACAGUGUAAAUCCUUACGAGAAAGUCCACAAUUAUUUACUCAAGAAAGACAAUUCACCUUUCGGGACAAUUUCGGGUUUGACAGUAUUCAAAAGUCAGAACGUUAUGCUAGUACAAUGUAUACACCAUUGAGUGAUCGUCUCGCUUCUAGUACAUCUUCUUUAAAAAAUCUACCAUCUUUUAGAAAACGCUAUAUAAAUGAAAAUUAUUCAGUUUCAUGUAAACCUGUUACACCAGAUCAUACUAUUACUUCACCACCAUCGAGUGGUGAAAAAAGGAUUUUACAAAGUUCCUUUGAUCGAUUACAAGAAUUAAUUGAAAUUCGUCGUGCUGUUGUAGCUGGAUCUCGAGAAGAAUUAAGCAAGCUAGGAAUUCAUUCUAAUCUGCCAAAAACUUUUCCUAAACCAGUUAAAUUAAUUCGUUCAAAUAAUAAAUCUGUUAUUUUACCUGAUAGUCGAAUAAACACUACGCAUAAUUAUGACAGAUGGUUUUCAAAUAAUCAAAGAAAUAUAGACCGACAGAAAAAUUAUACUAAUCAUCUCUGUAGAUCAGAAGAUGAAUAUAGUAGAAGCAAUCAAGUUAUAGAAGAUUUGGAAGAUAAACUGGAACAGUUAGAAGAACAAAUUCUGCCUCAUAGGAUCAAUGAUCCGCUUGUACAUUAAUUCAUUCAAAACAGUUUAUCGACAUUCAGCAGUCUGGACUCUGUUUCGCCUGUCUCAGUCUUUCUUCCAAAUAACAACAGCAACAACUAAGAAAAUACAAUGAUACCAUUGUCGAAACCACUUCUCAAUAAUAGAUAAUGAACUUUUUCAAAACAGUUUACAGAAGGAAAAAUUUACAAAAUUGUUUUUCCAACUGAUACUAGUUGUAUCAUUAUUUUUUACCAAAUAAUCAUCAGUGUUACAAUAAUUAUGUCAAAAUAAAUUUUACACAACUGGCCGAUUUGCUCAUUAACGCUUAGGAUUGAAAUACUGUUUUGCUCACUAUUGAAAUGAUUUCUUCCUACCCUUCUUCCUUUUUCUUCAAAAUUAAAAUGUGAUGAUCUGUCUAAUUUAUUACUUAAUUACUUUUUUUUGGUUUCUAUUUUAUGUGAUUUUUGUUUUGUUAUGUGGAAAAGAUUAAUAACAAUAAUGGGAAACAACUAAAUAUUAUUGCAGACGUAACUGAAAGUGAUGUAAUUAUCCAUUCAUUGUACACUGUAUACCAAUUCAGUAUUUUAUAAGUCAGACAGACAACUUAUUUUUCCAACGAUUUUCUAUGCGUG
This is a messenger RNA of Trichobilharzia szidati, 12341 nucleotides long. The record is from the annotation of a GenBank genome assembly. Lineage: Eukaryota; Metazoa; Platyhelminthes; Trematoda; Strigeidida; Schistosomatidae.